This is a messenger RNA of Periophthalmus magnuspinnatus, 1263 nucleotides long. RefSeq names its product single-stranded DNA binding protein 1 (gene ssbp1). Gene Ontology annotation, cellular component: mitochondrial nucleoid. Gene Ontology annotation, biological process: mitochondrial DNA replication; positive regulation of helicase activity. Lineage: Eukaryota; Metazoa; Chordata; Actinopteri; Gobiiformes; Gobiidae. Gene Ontology annotation, molecular function: single-stranded DNA binding. The record is from RefSeq and is a predicted model, not a curated record. The transcript has 7 exons. Bases 135 to 581 code for a protein of 148 amino acids.
UAGGGACUGUAGGAACGGUUCAUUUGCUGGAUGCUAGUCGGUCCGUUUACAAGCACGGACCGGAAGUAGCGUGGGGUUGCAACUUUUACUUACCUCAGUUUUGAUUGGACCAUUUUAAGUCAAUUUUGCCUAAAAUGUUAAGAAGAGCAACUACACAGAUCAUAAGACAGGUGUUGAGGCACAGUAGCACAGACCCAAGCCUCAUUCUUGAAAGAUCAAUUAAUCGUGUGCAGCUUUUGGGCCGAGUUGGGCAAGACCCAGUAAUGAGACAAGUUGAAGGUCGGAAUCCUGUCACAAUCUUCUCAGUAGCGACCAAUGAAAUGUGGCGCUCUGGAGAAGGAGAAAUGAACCCAGGAUCAGGGGAUAUCAGUCAAAAGACAACCUGGCACCGUGUGUCUGUGUUUAAACCCGGUUUGAGAGAUGUAGCAUACCAGUAUGUCAAAAAAGGCUCCAGGGUUCUUGUUGAAGGAAAACUUGACUAUGGAGAGUAUGUGGAUAAAAACCAAGUCAGACGUCAGGCAACAACCAUUAUUGCAGAUAACAUUGUUUUCCUCAGUGACAACAUUAGAGACAGGACUUGAUCUUGCGCUUCAUGAGAAGCCUCAAGUAGGACCCAAGUGCCAUGGAGAAGGCACAUCUCAAAGAACUUAUAUUACUUACACAUUUGAAGAUCCACUUAUUGUUGCGUAAAUACCAUCUAUGAUUAUGCUAAAAGAUCAUAUAUCCUCUUUAAUGUUUUAUGUAAAAUGGUGUAUGGUGGUUGCUCUUCAAGCAGUCACACAAACAAAGCAGUCUGCAUGUCCUCUGUGAAUCAGGUUCUCUUUUGGUACCCCAGAUUCUCCCACCACCAAAGACCUGCAUAUGUUUGCGAAUGAGAGGGAUUGGUUGUCUGUAUGACCAGCCUUCUGCCUACUCACAUACUGGAAAUGGCUCCAACACUUGUGCCCUUUUAAAUGGGAAAAGAAAAAAAUGUUUGGGGAAAACUACUUUCAUAAACUUUGUUUUGUAAUGGGCAUCCCAUUCUAAAAAAAAAAAAAAAAGGAUUUUUCAGUGAAGGGACAGUCUGAGAAAUUUAAAUGAAAAAAGGCUGUUGUUCUUUUCGGCUACAAGACUGGAAAGUUGCCUCUGUUCUAGGACUGUGUCCUAUAUUGUUUUCACCAUGUUGUUAAAUUUAGGUUAUUUUCUGUUUUUUAUUUUACUGCUUUUCCUUUUCAUCUUAUGAGCGGUGGUAAAUUGUUCAUAAUAAAGUUUUAGUAUGCGAGU